UGAAUUUUAAUGAGUAUUGUUCAACCUUAGAAUUUAGAAAUAACAAAAUUGUGUAAUUUCUAAAAUAUUUUGUCUCGAAGGUGGCAGUGUUAAUAUAUUUUCCUUGUACUGAGAUUUGAAUCAAAUUUUUUUUCUUUUACAGUUGUACAUUUUUACCUAUUCUUUAAAUUGAAUUUUAGUUCACAAUGAUUUAAUAUAAUAUGCUAUAGUUUUAAUUUACCUAGUCUUAUUCCCUAUAAAAUAUCCCUCUAUUUCAUUAAUUUUGUUUUAUGGAACGUAGUUUUCGAAUCCUUGAAAAAUGUCGAAUAAAUCGAAACAGUCAAACGAUUCGAUUGUUGAUUCAGACAAUGAAGAAUUCGACUGUGACACACGAAGAAUACCUCCUGAACAUUUACCCAUGUUUCGACGAUUGGCGGAAGUCAACGGCAAAAUAAAUCGUAUGAAGAGAAAACAGUUGGUGGAUACUAUGAAGAAGAAAAACCUUUUUAUUGACGGAGAUAUAGAUGUGUUAAAAAAACGUCUUAAGAACCAUUACAGAAUGCAAGCGCUUAUUAAAGCGAAAAUCUGUGAAUCGGAGUCAACAUAUUUUCCAUAUUUUGUCAUAAUAGAUAUAGAAGCUACUUGUACUGAGAACAAUCCUCCUGACUACAAAUUUGAAAUUAUAGAAUUUCCUGCAGUAUUAAUUGAUGCAAAGAAACGUAAAAUAAUAGAUCAUUUUCAAGCGUUUGUUAAACCUACUAUUAACCCGAAGCUGUCUGAGUUUUGUAUCAAGCUCACUGGUAUAACCCAAAAACAAAUUGAUACAGCUGAUCCAUUCCCAGUUUGCUUAAAGAGGUUUACAAACUGGUUGGAAAGUCACGAACUAGGCAGUAAACAUAGGUUUUCAAUUGUAGCCGAUGGGCCUUUUGACAUGGCUCGAUUCCUUUAUGGACAAUGUAUUAUGUCCGAAAUUCCAUAUCCGAGCUUUGCUAAUAAAUGGGUGAAUAUUAGAAAAAUAUUCAGAUCGUUUUAUUUCACAAAGCAAUCCAAACAUUCAUUUUUAUGUAAUCUCAACGGAAUGUUAACAUUUUUGGACAUGGAGUUUGAAGGUAACCCUCACAGUGGAUUGGAUGACUCUUAUAAUAUAGCGAGAAUAUGUUUGCGAUUACUCAAUGACGGAGCUUUUAUUGAUCAAAACGAAAGAAUAAUUUCAUUAAAAAGCCCUACUCCAUUUGGGAAAGACGAUCCUCUACCGGUCAGACCCGUGCAUAAUAUAUUUUGUGAUGGUGUUCAUCAUCAAACAAAUAAUUGGCAAUUAAACACAAAAAUGAUGAAUUUGCAACUACGUGAUAAAAUUUAGCACUAACAUAAUUUGAUUUAAAGUUGUCGUUUCGAUGUUCCUUUAUAUAUUGUUCUUUUUAAUAUUCAUUAAAAGAUAACUUUAUAAUUUUUUUUGAAAAAAAAGUUGUAUAAGUAAGAUCUUUUAAACUACCAUGUCAAACAUUGUGAUCACGAGCUUUAUAUAUAUUAUAUAC
Messenger RNA from Adelges cooleyi (spruce gall adelgid), 1514 nucleotides. Its product is annotated as 3'-5' exoribonuclease 1-like. Gene Ontology annotation, cellular component: cytoplasm; nucleolus. Gene Ontology annotation, biological process: exonucleolytic trimming to generate mature 3'-end of 5.8S rRNA from tricistronic rRNA transcript (SSU-rRNA, 5.8S rRNA, LSU-rRNA). The coding region runs from base 299 to 1339 and encodes 346 amino acids. Gene Ontology annotation, molecular function: nucleic acid binding; 3'-5'-RNA exonuclease activity. The record is from RefSeq and is a predicted model, not a curated record. NCBI's taxonomy places the organism in Eukaryota, Metazoa, Arthropoda, Insecta, Hemiptera, Adelgidae. The transcript is spliced from 6 exons.